AUGGAUGAUUACAAAGAGCAAGAACCUGCAAGGUGCCAUGUAAAUAUGGAAGAAACAAAGGAGGAAAAUGCAGGGAUAUUUUCAAACCCUGGUGGUAAAGAUGGGAAUAGUUACGGCAGUCGAACCUCUUCAGCUUCAGUGCCUCCGAAUGUUAAGAUCUUCAAUUUUGCAGAUCUCCGUUUAGCCACAAAAACAUUUCGACCUGACAGCGUGCUCGGUGACGAAGAAGAGUACUGGGGUAUCUCUAAAGGUUGGAUUGAUGAAGAAACACUGUCACCUUGCCUGUCUGGCCUUGGAAUGGCUAUUGCUGUGAAAAGACAUGAACUGGGUUUGCAAGCAAAAGUUCAUUACCUAGGUAUGUCUACACAUCCCAACCUUGUUAAGCUCAUUGGCUACUGCACGGUUGACGACGAGUCGCUACUAGUGUGCGAGUAUAUGCAACGUGGGAGCUUGGAAAAUCAUCUUUCUCGGAGAUCUAGUUCUAGUCCUCUUUCAUGGAACCUAAGGUUGAAGGUUGCACUUGGAGCUGCAAAAGGACUAGCUUUCCUUCAUUCUGCGAAAAUUGUUUAUAGAGACAUGAUGACUAGCAAUAUUCUCCUUGACACUGCGUAUGAUGCGAAGCUAUCUUGUUUCGGAUCAAAUGGUCCUAUUGGUGCGAGAGAUUAUGUGUCCACAGCAGCAACCCUAACGUAUGCUUAUGCAGCUCCGGAUGAUCUGUCAACAGGGGAACUUACUGUGCAGAGCGACAUCUACGGUUUUGGGGUAGUGCUUCUGGAGUUGCUGACGGGUCGUUGUGCCUUUGAUAUAAACCGGCCGAAGGGGGAGCAGAAUCUUGUCGAAUGGGCACGGCCACAUCUCAUAAACAGGCGCAAGAUAUGCCGUUUGGUGGAUACCAGACUAGGAGGUGAAUACUCCACAGGCGGGGUGAAGAAAGUCGCUGCCCUUGCUCUUGAAUGCCUGGUCUUGGAUGCUAAGAUGAGGUCGUCCAUGGGCAAGGUGGUCUCUGUUCUCGAAGGAAUUCGAGACUCCAUUGAUCAACACAUAAAACGAGCACAUCUCAAGUCCAAUGGUAAAGGGAAAAUGUGGACAUUUGGGUAA
Molecule: messenger RNA, 1098 nt
Organism: Miscanthus lutarioriparius
Lineage: Eukaryota; Viridiplantae; Streptophyta; Magnoliopsida; Poales; Poaceae
Source: the annotation of a GenBank genome assembly